UCCGGCUCCCGCGCAGCAUGCCCGCCCACGCCCCGCCGCGCCGCCCGCGUCUGCGGACGCCACCGCUGCUGCUGCUGGUGCUGGUCCUGGGCGGCCGCCACCUGCGCGCCGAGCCCGGCGACGGCGCGCAGACCUGGGCCCGCUUCGCGCACCCUCCGGCCCCGGGUGCCGCGGGGCUCUUCCACGACACCUUCCCCGACGGCUUCCACUGGGCCGUGGGCAGCGCCGCCUACCAGACGGAGGGCGGCUGGCGGCAGCACGGCAAGGGUGCGUCCAUCUGGGACACGUUCACCCACCGCCCUCCGGCGCCUCCAGGCGACACCCCGGUAGCCGGCCUGCCGUCGGGCGCCCCGUCGCUGUACCCGCCCGCCACCGGGGACGUGGCCAGCGACGGCUACAACAAUGUUUUCCGCGACACGGAGGGGCUGCGCGAGCUCGGGGUCACCCACUACCGCUUCUCCAUCUCGUGGGCGCGGGUGUUCCCCAAUGGCAGCGCCGGCGCCCCCAACCGGGAGGGGCUGCGCUACUACCGGCGUCUGCUGGAGCGGCUGCGGGAGCUGGGCGUGCAGCCCGUGGUCACCCUGUACCACUGGGACCUGCCCCAGCGCCUGCAGGACGCCUAUGGCGGCUGGGCCAACCGCGCCCUAGCGGACCACUUCAGGGAUUACGCCGAGCUCUGCUUCCGCCACUUCGGCGGCCAGGUCAAAUACUGGAUCACCAUCGACAACCCAUACGUGGUGGCCUGGCACGGCUACGUCACCGGGCGCCUGGCCCCAGGCGUCCAGGGCAGCCCGCGGCUCGGGUACCUGGUGGCGCACAACCUCCUUCUGGCUCAUGCCAAAAUCUGGCAUCUCUACAAUACUUCUUUCCGCCCCACUCAGGGAGGCCAGGUGUCCAUUGCCCUGAGCUCCCACUGGAUCAGUCCUCGAAGAAUGACUGAACAUAGCAUCAAAGAAUGUCAGAAAUCUCUUGACUUUGUCCUAGGCUGGUUUGCCAAACCCAUAUUUAUUGAUGGGGACUAUCCUGAGAGCAUGAAGAAUAACCUUUCAUCUCUUCUGCCUGAUUUUACUGAAUCUGAGAAAAAGUUCAUCAGGGGAACAGCCGACUUUUUUGCUCUUUCCUUUGGACCAACCUUGAGUUUUCAACUGUUGGACCCCCAGAUGAAGUUCCGUCAGUUGGAAUCUCCCAGCCUGAGGCAACUCCUUUCCUGGAUUGACCUUGAGUAUAACCACCCUCAAAUAUUUAUUGUGGAAAAUGGCUGGUUUGUUUCAGGGACCACCAAGAGAGAUGAUGCCAAAUAUAUGUAUUACCUCAAAAAAUUCAUAAUGGAAACCUUAAAAGCCAUCAGGCUGGACGGGGUGGAUGUCAUCGGGUACACAGCGUGGUCCCUCAUGGAUGGCUUCGAGUGGCACAGAGGCUACAGCAUCAGACGUGGACUCUUCUACGUCGACUUUCUAAGCCAGGAUAAGAAGUUGUUGCCAAAGUCUUCAGCCUUGUUCUACCAGAAGCUGAUAGAGAAAAAUGGCUUCCCUCCUUUACCUGAAAAUCAACCCCUAGAAGGGACAUUUCCCUGUGACUUUGCUUGGGGAAUUGUUGACAACUACAUUCAAGUGGACACCACUCUGUCUCAGUUUACUGACCCCAACGUUUACCUGUGGGAUGUCCACCACAGUAAAAGGCUUAUUAAGGUGGACGGGGUUGUGACCAAGAAGAGGAAAUCCUAUUGCGUUGACUUCGCCGCCAUCCGGCCCCAGAUCGCCUUACUCCAGGAAAUGCACGUGUCGCAUUUCCACUUCUCCCUGGACUGGGCGCUGAUCCUGCCGUUGGGGAACCAGUCCCAGGUCAACCGCACGGUCCUGCGCUACUAUCGCUGCGUGGCCAGCGAGCUCGUGCGCGCCAACAUCACCCCGGUGGUGGCCCUGUGGCGCCCCGCCGCCCCGCACCAGGGGCUGCCGCCACCCCUGGCCCGGCAUGGCGCCUGGGAGAACCCUCACACCGCCCUGGCUUUUGCAGAGUACGCCAGCCUGUGCUUUCGAGACCUCGGCCACCACGUCAAGUUCUGGAUCACGAUGGACGAGCCGUCCACGCGGAACAUGACGUAUAGCGCGGGGCACCACCUCCUGAAGGCCCACGCGUUGGCCUGGCGCGUGUACGAUGAGAAGUUUAGGCGCUCUCAGAAAGGUAAAAUAUCCAUCGCCCUGCAGGCGGAUUGGAUAGAACCGGCCUGCCCUCUCUCCCCAAAAGACAAAGAAGUGGCCGAGCGAGUUUUGCAGUUUGACAUUGGCUGGCUGGCCGAGCCCAUUUUCGGCUCCGGGGAUUAUCCACGCGUGAUGAGGGCCUGGCUGAACCAGAGAAACAAUUUCCUCCUGCCUUAUUUCACUGACGAGGAAAAAAAGCUAAUCCGGGGUUCCUUUGACUUUUUGGCUUUAAGCCAUUACACCACCAUCCUUGUAGACUGGGAAAAAGAAGAUUCAGUAAAAUAUAAUGAUUACCUGGCAGUGCAAGAAAUGACCGACAUCACCUGGCUCAACUCCCCAAGUCAGGUGGCCGUGGUGCCCUGGGGGUUACGCAAGGUACUGAACUGGCUGAAGUCCAAGUACGGAGACCUCCCCAUGUAUAUAAUCUCCAACGGCAUCGACGAUGAUCCGCACGCAGCCGAAGACAAUCUGAGGGUGUAUUACAUGAAGAAUUAUGUAAACGAAGCUCUGAAAGCCUAUAUAUUGGAUGGUAUCAAUCUUUGUGGAUACUUUGCUUAUUCAUUUAAUGAUCGCACAGCUCCGAAGUUUGGCCUGUAUCGUUAUGCUGCAAAUCAGUUUGAGCCCAAACCAUCCAUGAAACAUUACAGGAAAAUUAUUGACAACAAUGGCUUCCCAGGUCCCAAAACUCUGGGAAGAUUUUGUCCAGAAGAAUUCACCCUGUGUACAGAGUGCAGCUUUUUUCAUACCCGAAAGUCUUUACUGGCUUUCAUAGUUUUUCUAUUUUUUGCUUUUAUUAUUUCUCUUUCUCUUAUUUUUUACUACUCUAAGAGAGGCAGAAGAAGUUACAAAUAGUCUUGAUAUUUUUCUUAUUCAUGUAUUUGAAAUAAUUGUACACACACAGCAGCUGUUAACCAUUUGUACUUCUCAGUGUUGUGAAACUGUAGAUUUUAUAUAUCUGACUUCUAGAAGACCUUUUUGUGGCAUUUGACAGAGCUUUUGAAAUGAGCAUAAGUGAUUGUAAAAUAUUGAAUAAUGUGAACAGUGCCUGGAUUUGUUCUUUUUGGCAGGGGGGUGUUAAAAAAAAUGGUGACAGGGACUAUCAUUUCUGCAGCACAUUCUAUAACAAAAGCAUGAGAAAUGGGAACCAUUCUGUAACAUUUUUACAGAAAUUGAAUGACAAGAUUAAGAAUAUUGUUUGUCUGUGCCCAUUGCUAUAUGCAGUGUUUAUCUUGAAGUCAUACUGCAAGUAUUGGAAUCAAAAGUUAAGUCCCAAGUAACCAUAUCUUAACUGCCAUGAUAGGCCUAAUGGUCUCUGCUGAACCAAGUUUCCCUUGAAAAAGAAGAUGGCAGAAUAUAGAACAGAAGACAAAAGGCCCUAGGCUGGAAUGUUCCUUUUAAAGCAGUGUUUCUAUCAAAUACUGUUAUAUUAAUUUACAUAUCUGGUUAAUGAUAGGCUUAGCAGAACAAAUGACAGAACUCUAUAUUUUAUGUAAGUAUAAAAUAUAUUUUUUUAUAUUUCGAGGCACUCUUUAAACCCCAGGUCCUUGAGGGCUUUGUGUCCCUGUCGAGGGCCUGCACACAUGGACUUUCACUAAAUGUGUGCAGAAAAAUAUGCAUGAAUUAUGCAAUAUUAGGCCCUUAAAGAAGCAUAAACUGACUGUGAAAUGCAUUAUACUGCAGUGGCUGGAGGGGGCGGAAAGGAGGAAAAAGUACUUGUUAUGAGCAACAUUGUGAUUAAUUUUAUUAUAAACUCUUUUAUUUAGAGCAGACCUUGGAAUGAAUGAGGUGACCUUUUCUGAGAGAAUAAGAACGAAAUAAUAACUUAUUUUAUGAG
Messenger RNA from Eubalaena glacialis (North Atlantic right whale), 4032 nucleotides. RefSeq names its product klotho (gene KL). The record is from RefSeq and is a predicted model, not a curated record. Gene Ontology annotation, biological process: carbohydrate metabolic process. The transcript is spliced from 5 exons. Gene Ontology annotation, molecular function: hydrolase activity, hydrolyzing O-glycosyl compounds. Bases 18 to 3050 code for a protein of 1010 amino acids. NCBI's taxonomy places the organism in Eukaryota, Metazoa, Chordata, Mammalia, Artiodactyla, Balaenidae.